Molecule: messenger RNA, 1311 nt
Organism: Armigeres subalbatus
Lineage: Eukaryota; Metazoa; Arthropoda; Insecta; Diptera; Culicidae
Exons: 1
Coding region: 1-1311 (436 amino acids)
Molecular function (GO): zinc ion binding; nucleic acid binding
Source: RefSeq, a predicted model, not a curated record
AUGGACACAUCCGGCCCACUACAAAACCUUCGGUUGCAAGGAGUAAACAAGCCACUGCCAGCGAAUCCGUUCCUGAUCCGCCACUCCGUUGAGGCCUUCCUCGGAGGAACCAUCGACGGCGCAUCGAAGGAGAACCGUGGCGCCUCUUACGUCCUGAAAGUGCGCAGCAAGGCUCAAUUUGAUCGGCUACUACAAAUGAGCAAACUCAGUGACGAAACCCCGGUAUCCGUAAUCGAGCACCCGCACCUGAACACCGUCCGAUGUGUCGUCUCAUGCAUCGACGCGAUCGAUCUCCCGGACGAAUACAUCCUUCGUGAACUCCAAGACCAGGGCGUCAAGGAGAUUCACAGGAUUAAACGGCGAAACCCCGAAGGUAAGUUGGAGAACACUCCAACGAUUGUGCUUACCAUUACAGGCACAGUGAUCCCCCAGCACGUCCAUUUCGGAUGGACCCGAUGCCCGACACGGAAUUAUUAUCCGAAUCCGAUGCGGUGCUAUCAGUGCUGGGACUUUGGGCACACGGCAAAGAGGUGCCCCAGCGUGGAGCAAAUCUGUGGCAACUGCUCUAAGCACCACCCGAUAGAUGCAGCCAUGGCUACUGACGACGACGCAAGACCCAACCGUCCACCAUGCAAGGAACAGCAGUUUUGCAAAUUCUGCAAGAACAGCUCACACCCUACGUCGAGCCGGAAAUGCCCAGUUUACCUCAAGGAGGUCGAGGUAAAUCGCUUGAAGGUCGACCAAGGCAUACCGUACCCGCAAGCACGCAGGGAGAUCGAACUGCGUUGCGCUUCCGGCCAAACGGGAUCAUUUGCCAAGGUCACAGGCCCCAGCACAACCAGUCAAAGCAAGGACCAGGAGAUCGCAGACCUGCGGAAAAUGGUCAAGGACCUGCAAGCUGCCAAGAACAACCAGACAUCGGCAGUUGGCAACCGCAUGGAGGCCAUCAAACAAAAUGGCACGAUUGAAGACCUGAUUCGCAAAGUGUCGGAGCUGACGCAAACCAUUGGUAAGCUGCAAGCUAACCUCGAUGUGAAGGACAAGGUCAUCGAGAAGCUGCGCACCAUGGUCCAAAACAGCGACGGCAAGGACACCAGAAAGACCAAGCAAACCAGCAAAACAAGCUCAAGCAAGGCGAACGCGACAACCACUCCAAACAUUUACGAUAUCUUCAGUGAUAGCGAAGAAAUGGAAGUCGCACCAACACAAACUCCCAAGCGCGAUCGUGUUCCGAGAGACUCCAGUGAGAGCGGUAACUCCUCAACCAGAGCUCCACGGACGAAGCGUGUGACAAGUAGAUUAGCCAAGUAA